This is a messenger RNA of Kwoniella shivajii, 741 nucleotides long. RefSeq lists its product as uncharacterized. Lineage: Eukaryota; Fungi; Basidiomycota; Tremellomycetes; Tremellales; Cryptococcaceae. The record is from RefSeq and is a predicted model, not a curated record. Gene Ontology annotation, molecular function: protein binding. Gene Ontology annotation, biological process: N-terminal peptidyl-methionine acetylation. The transcript has 4 exons. Bases 1 to 741 code for a protein of 246 amino acids. Gene Ontology annotation, cellular component: NatA complex; cytoplasm.
AUGGCCCACCCAGCGCCCAAACAUCGUCAACUACCAGACAAGGAGAGCAAGCUGUUCCGAGAGCUGCUCACGCAAUACGAGCUGAAGCAGUACAAGAAAGGUAUCAAAGCUGCCGAUACCAUCUUGAAGAAGUUUCCAAAUCAUGGCGAAACUCUCGCUCUCAAAGCACUCACCUUGCAUUCCUCCUUGCCCGAACCAUUGACGCUUUCCGCUGUUCCCAAGAAAGAAGAGGCAGAAGCUAUGGCUAGAUUAGCUAUCAAGAAAGAUAUCACAAGUCACAUCACCUGGCAUGUGUUAGGUAUUUUGGCGAAGAGUAGGAAAGAUUGGGAUGAAGCUAGUCGGGCUUUCGCCAUGGCUCGAAAGCAAGAUCCAGAUAACAUUCCCCUGAUACGAGACUCAAUAGCGUUACUCACACAUACACGUCAAUAUGGACCCGCUUUAGCAGCACGUCACCAUUAUCUCCUCCUUCGACCCCAAAUCCGUUCUUCUUGGUUCGCCCUGAUGAUCGCUCACCAACUCAACGGUGAUUUGGAAGAAGCUUUGAAGGUGUAUAACGAUUAUCAAAGCACUGUACAGACUGAAGGUGCAACCAAGCCUGAGAAAGCUCAGAUCCUGCUGCAUGUGAUCAAGAUUUGCAUUGAAGCUGGAAAAGAUCAAGAAGGUUUAGAAAAAUUGAGACAGGGUGUAAGGGAUGGUAUCAUCAGUCCUAGAGGAGAAUGUACCCUGCUUAAAGGUGAGUGA